AUGCAGCGUUCACCAGCUUUGGUUCGCAAAAUUCUUCGCCAAGGAAGCAACCACAUCCAAACCGUUAAUUCCAGGCCAUGCGACGUGUUCAUUAACCACCGUGGGAUUGACACCAAGAGAACCGUGGCCGGGUUGCUCUUUUACCAUUUCUCGCGGCUCAGGCUGCAUCCGUUUUUGGACAGCAAGAACAUGAAACCUGGGGACAAGCUGUUCGAUGAAAUCGAUGCUGCGAUUCGAAAAUGCAAGGUGGGGCUUGCCGUGUUUUCGCCUCAGUAUUGUGAAUCUUACUUUUGUCUUCAUGAGUUGGCUCUGUUAAUGGAGUCCAAGAAGAGGGUGAUACCAGUUUUCUGUAAUGUAAAGCCGUCUCAACUUAGGGUCAGGGACAAUGGAACUUGCUCUCCAGUUGAACUUCAAAGGUUCAGUUGGGCGCUUGAAGAAGCCAAGUAUACCGUUGGACUUACUUUCGACUCCUCCAAAGGGGAUUGGUCGGAGUUCCUGAGAGACGCUUCUGAUGCGGUGUUGCAGAACUUGCUGGAGGUAGAAGGAGAAGGAGCAUACAAGAUUGACCAUAAAUACGAUUUUCAGGAUCAAUGUUAAUAUGUUAAUACACACACAAAACAAUCAAUUACUUGACAAUCUCACAAAAGAUAAAAAGUAAUUACUUCAAAAACUCACAUUUGUUCUUAAUUACUUGGUAUGUCUUACAAAUUCAUUGAUUUUUUUUUGUAUAGGAGACAAAGAAUAUCUUCAAAGUUUCUAACACGUUUUGUUGAUUUUUGUAUUUCGUUUGAUUAGGAUUGAAUAAACUGUAUA
Messenger RNA from Prunus persica (peach), 813 nucleotides. RefSeq names its product disease resistance-like protein CSA1. The record is from RefSeq and is a predicted model, not a curated record. Bases 1 to 597 code for a protein of 198 amino acids. NCBI's taxonomy places the organism in Eukaryota, Viridiplantae, Streptophyta, Magnoliopsida, Rosales, Rosaceae. Gene Ontology annotation, biological process: signal transduction. The transcript has 2 exons.